CGAGGAGCACCGCCAUUCUUCCAACAUCCAGGAGCGGCAACGCAACGAAGCAUGCAUUUUUGGAAUCAUAGUGGACAAGGAAUGAAUUCAUAGCCACUACAUCCUGAUUCGGUGGAGAGAACUGGACACAGCGUUUGGAUGCAGGAACAUGAGGGCACGCAGCAGGGCACCAGCAGUGCCCAGGUGGGGGUACUUCCAGUGGGGCGGGGCAGCAGUACGGGCGGUGUCCCGGUUGAGGACAUGAAGACACUAUCAAUCACCUCUCUCUCCGCCUCCGAGGUAGAACAGCAGUAUGAGCUGAUUGCGCCUCUUGGGAAGGGCACCUACGGAAAAGUUGACCUGGUGGUGCACCGGACACGGGGCACGAAGCUCGCUCUGAAGUAUGUUAGUAAGAACAAGACAAAGUUGCGCAGUUUUCUGCGUGAAUACAGCCUGACUGCUGCGCUGGGCUGCAGUCCGUUCCUCAUUAAAGUUCUGAACAUUCUGUUCGAGACGGAGGACAGCUAUGUGUUUGGCCAGGAGUAUGCACCUGCGGGAGAUCUGUUUGACAUCAUACCACCUCAGGCUGGUUUGCCGGAGGAAAUGGUCAAACGUUGCGUUCAGCAGCUGGGUUUAGCUUUGGACUUCAUGCACAGUAAAAGUCUCGUCCAUCGAGAUGUGAAGCCAGAAAAUGUUCUCCUUUUCGACCGCGAAUGUCGACGUGUCAAAUUGGCUGAUUUAGGAAUGACACGCCGGGCGGGCAGCAGAAUCAAACGGAUCAGCGGUACCAUCCCCUACACCGCGGCCGAGGUGUGCCAGGCCUUGGUAUCGGAGGGUAUUGUUGUGGCAACGACCCAGGACGUGUGGGCAUUUGGAGUUCUGCUGUUCUGCAUGCUUACGGGAAACUUUCCUUGGGAAGCCGCGUUGCCUAGCGAUGCAUUCUUUUCAGAAUUUCAGCACUGGCAGCAGGGGGCGUGUCCGCCCGGCAUCGUACCGUCCCAGUGGCGGCGCUUUUCUGACAAUGCACUACGUAUGUUCAGCCGGCUGUUGGCGCUGGAGCCAGAGCGGCGCUGUGGCGUUAAAGAGGUGUUUUACUUCCUGAAAUAUGACCUACUGAAUCAUCAUCGCCAUAGAGCUUCCUGCCGGGCAUCGAGAGGAGCUUCGACGCGUUACUCCACCCACAGACAUGCCGAGCCCUCCCCUCCUUCAGGCACAUCCUGUCUACGCCCCACCCCCCUCAAACGUAGCAUCCUAUCCGAGCCACAUUCUUCUAGGGAGGAUACAUCCAAAAGUCCAUCUCCAAACCGUCAAGACAAGAGUAAAAUUAUGAUGACCACUCCCAUUGAAAUUUGCGUAUGAAGCCAAUACCGUGGGUCUUAAGUAUGGUUUUCAAUGGAUGACCUGAGGUUUUUCAAACAAAACGGUAGCAAUUUAACUUUAACUGGGAAAAAAAGCCCUUCCCAUGUUUACUAGACGGCAAGAACGACAACAGGCUCCAUAUUUGGGAGUCUAUGGCACAUAAACUGACAUAAAUGUGGGUCCUAAAAACUCUCUAAACUAUUACCUGGUGACUCUGAAACUCUGCUGACUUAGGAUUUUAAAAUAUGAAUAGGAAAUGCAAACAAUCUUUGUAGAUUUGUCACUUAAGCUCUAGCGAUUUAUCCAGAAGUUUCACAAGAAAAAAAGAAGUUAAACAUUACCGCUUUAAUUUUAAAGGAAGAGUUCACCCAAAAAUGAAAAUUCUGUCAUCAUGUACUCACCCUCAUGUCUUUUCCUUAAGAAAUACUGGGGCCUCCAAAAAAAAAAAAAAAAAGGAUAAUUAAAGCUGCAAUCAGCAAUGCAGAUUCCUCCUCAAAACUGCAAAUUAUGUAAAAAAAUUGACAUGGUAGAGACACGUACUUCACGCAUGUACACAACAUUUCAUUAAUUUGUUAUUAAACAUUGCAAGAGUCUUCAUAUGAACUGGUGAUUGAAUCAAAGUAUCAGUUUUAUGACUAGCGGAUUUGUAAAGCAUUAUUUUAGCAUUAGCGAUAAAUAAAAGUAAACUGUAAUUCUGUCAUCUUUCGACAUAUCAAGGUGACAUUUUGCACAGUACUUCAGCGUGAUGUCAUCUUGAAGCCUGUUAGGUUGGAAAAAACAUUAGUCAAAAUGGCAUUAGAUUUUUUGGACAUAUGGAUAUUGAGACAAUGUGGACAUUUACAUAAAUGCGCACCUUUCAGCCAUUUUGUAUUGUAUUCAUUUUUGCUAAAUAUCAGAUUGAAAGACAUGUAUCUUACACAUACAUCAGUUGGAGCUACGGUUCAGGAGGAGGAGAUUUUUGUAGUUUUGGACAAAUUUUUAUUGUACAGGAAAAUCCAUCACGGCGGACUUUAUGGGUUCUAGAGGCUUUUUUGUUCCUCAUGAGAAAUGAGGCAUAUAUACCAGGUUUCAGAAAUUUUGGACUUAUGGGGUGGAAAUGGCAUCACUUUGAAAAUGGACAAAUUGUGGCGCUGCCUGUAGCGCCACCUAUAGGCUCACUUGGGCCAUUUUUGGUGUGGUAGAUACUCGUGGCCUGUAGUAUCAAUGUGCCAAAUUUCAAAACUUUUUACCAAGGAGAUCUUGAGCUAUACUGGAGGAAUCCUAAUUAAAGUAGUCCAUCCAACUUGUAAGCUACAUUUGAAGUCUUCUGAAGCCAAACGAUAGUUUAGUGGGAGGAAAAGACAAAAAUCUAUGAAAAUCUAAUUCAUGCUUACGUUCAUGUAAGGACGUGUUGCGCCAGUUUAAAUAUCAAUUAUGUCAAAUUGUUGACAACAUUUAGAGUUGAAUGAGGUUUUCAGUCUCAAAUUUAGGCCUUUUCCUUACACAAAGCCAUUAUAUGGCUUCAGAAGACUUGGAAUGUAGUCUUCUAUCUAUUAUAUUGUACUUUGUCAUUUUUGGAGCUUUUUUUCAAUGGAACAAAGAAAAUCAUAUGGGUCUAGAAUUACAAGAGGGAAGAAAAGAUGGCAGAAUUUUCAUUUUUGAGUGAACUAACCCUUUUUUUAAUGUGAUGUAGCUUCCAGUUCUUAGUUUUUAGUGAAUUGAAACCAAAAAGUUCCCUGAUGACCGAAAGGUAUUUUCCACAUCAUCUUUUCUUUGUGGAGGCUUAUCAUCACGUGACUUUCAAUCCAGCUUAUGAUAGAAUCAUACAUGUACAUGCACCAACAGAAGAUUAAGAUAUAUUUGAUACUGGAUUUUUCUCUCUCUGUUUUGUUUUAAGAGACUAAAGUUUAAAACAAAACUCAAUGCCACGUUGAUUUGGAGACAUCACUGCCUACUUGUUGAACUUUUGAAAGACACAGAUACACAGAAAGACAUUCUUCUAAGCUUCCUUUGCUGUAUGUAUAGAAUUUGUUUUAGGAAUAAUGGCAGUCUCCGUAUAUUACAGGGAAUUUAUUAUGUGUUUGUAAUUGCUGUGUGUAUUCAAGCACUAACUUUCUACGAGAUCUUUGAAGAAAUGCAUCAGGAGCAUUAAUUUUCGUGGGAGGGUUUCAGAGUAGCUCAACUGAGACCUGUUUUCUGUGUUGUCAUAUAAUGGGACAAUUAGGUGAGGAAAGCUUCAAGGGACUGUUCAAAAACACAAGAACAUCUGCUCUCUAGAACAUUGUGACUCUGUUUUGUCAGGUAUAGUGCUAACUUGUAGAUUAUUUUAUAUCAGAGAACAAACAAUUAAUUAACUAACUUGAACAGAGAUUAUUAUAGUUUUAAAGGAUCCGCAAUGGUUCACCCAAAAAUGAAAAUUCUCUGAUUUACUGUCAUCAUGAGGGUGAGUAAAUAAUGACAGCAUUUUCAUUUUGGGAUAAACUAUUUCUUUAUUUAAGUGUAUGUUUACAUAGAAGGAAUGUAAGAUAUUAAUUUAGGUGGUAGGGAACUGCUAAAGUCUUCAAAUAUUUUAGGAUACUUCUGUUGCAAAUGAGCACAAGUAUUUUCUCAUCAACAACAAAGUCAGAGGUCAGAUUACAAGACAUACUACACACAAUGUAAAAACAUUGAAGGGAUGCUCUGUUAUGAAAAAUAACAAUCAUAAUGGUUUAUUAGUGAUGGAUUUUGUUAUUUGUUAAAAGACUGUUUGUAUGGUUAUAUUACAAAGUGUUCAAAGAACAUUGGAAUAUCCACUUAAAGAAACAAUAGUUGGUGUUUUUUAAUGAUUAUAUAUAUAUAUAUAUAUAUAUAUAUAUAUAUAUAUAUAUAUAUAUAUAUAUAUAUAUAUAUAUAUAUAUAUAUAUAUAAAUUGGAUGUUAUUGAGCUGCUGUAAGAAUUUUGUCGUAGAUUGUUCUGACUGAUAAACAGCUAAUUAAACAGCUUAA
Myxocyprinus asiaticus (Chinese sucker) is the source of this 4301-nucleotide messenger RNA. RefSeq names its product serine/threonine-protein kinase SBK1-like. NCBI's taxonomy places the organism in Eukaryota, Metazoa, Chordata, Actinopteri, Cypriniformes, Catostomidae. Gene Ontology annotation, molecular function: protein serine/threonine kinase activity; ATP binding. The record is from RefSeq and is a predicted model, not a curated record. The transcript has 5 exons. The coding region runs from base 139 to 1338 and encodes 399 amino acids. Gene Ontology annotation, biological process: peptidyl-serine phosphorylation; peptidyl-threonine phosphorylation.